CCUCUCCCGAGCCCUCCGGGAGGCGCGUUGUCACGGAGACCGGCGCCGGUGCCGGCCCGCCGCGCUGCCCCGGCUCUCCCCCGGCCCGCUCCGCGGCUCCCCCCGGCCCCGCUCCCCGCCGCGGGGUGGUGGCUGCGCUUGGCCAUGAGUUUACCGCAGAAGGCGGCUUUGAAACCCGGCGCGGCGGCGGCGGCGGGGACCGGCCCCGGGAGCGGGGCGGCGGCGGGGCCGCCUCCCCCCCCGGCUCCCCCUCACCCGGCGCCGGCGCCUCACCCCAACAUCAGGGCCUUGCCGCCACAGCCGCCCCAGCAAAUCCCCCGAGGUCCUGUCCAGCAGCCCCUGGAGGAUCGGAUCUUCACUCCGACCGUCUCGGCUGUGUACAGCACUUUUAUCUCCACACAGGUAACACAAGUAGCAAGACAACCGGGUCCUCCUGCCCCAUCCCCUUACACUGCACAUGAAAUAAAUAAGGGACACCCAAAUCUUGCUGCAACGCCACCGGGACAUGCAUCGUCCCCUGGGCUCUCACAGGCUCCUUAUCCCUCAGGACAGAAUGCAGCUCCCACCACGCUGGUGUACCCUCAAGCCCCUCAAACAAUGAACACGCAGCCUCAGACCCGCUCGCCGUUUGCAGCGGGGCCUCGACCUGCCCAUCACCAGUUUUUUCAGAGGCCUCAGAUCCAGCCUCCAAGAGCCACCAUCCAGAACAGCAGCCCCUCCAUCCGUCCCGGAGCGCAGACCCCGACUGCCGUGUACCAAACCAACCAGCACAUCAUGAUGGUGAACCACCUGCCAAUGCCCUACCCGAUGCCUCAGGGCCCCCAGUACUGUAUCCCACAGUAUCGUCACAGUGGCCCCCCGUACGUCGGGCCACCGCAGCAAUAUCCUGUGCAGCCACCGGGACCAGGACCCUUCUAUCCAGGCCCAGGUCCUGGAGAGUUCCCCAAUGCCUACGGAACACCCUUCUACCCCAGCCAGCCCGUGUACCAGUCUGCACCCAUCAUUGUGCCUACGCAGCAGCAGCAGCCGCCGCCUGCCAAGAGAGAGAAGAAAACGAUCCGAAUCCGGGAUCCAAACCAGGGAGGCAAAGACAUAACAGAAGAAAUCAUGUCUGGAGGGGGCAGCAGGAACCCCACCCCCCCCAUCGUCAGACCCACCUCCACCCCGACUCCACCUCAGCAGGUGCCCAGCCAGGUCCCCGAGCCCGUUCCCCCGGCGUUGGGAGCCCUGGAGAGCUCCCACCCCUCCGGCAGCGCCGCCGGCACCGCGGCCCCCGCCUCCAGACAAGAAGAGAAGCCAAAACCAGAUCCAGUAUUAAAACCACCUUCUCCAGUCCUCAGACCAGAACCUGCUGGGGAGAAGAAAGAUCAAGCUGGGCAGACGACCGAGGCCUCCCCCUCAGUGGAAACCCCAGCAGAAGUUCCUCGUGCUCCGUCGCCGGCCCCGGCCGCUCCGGUCGCCGCGGCUGCCGCCGCUGUCACCGCGUCCAGCAGAGCCCCGCCCGCGGCUGACCCGGAGGACAAAUGUGAACUGGCCUUCCCCAGAGAGGAGGCAAUGCCUACCCCCAGUGCCACAGCCUGCCCGGAGCCAGCGGCCCCUCCUGCUGCGGAAGAGCCCGGUGCCGAGGCGUGCACAGAGCCCAGCAGUGCAGUAGCAUCCCCCGGUGACGCCCCGGUGGCGCUGCCGCCUGUGCCCGCUGUCACCAGCGACACGGGCAGCGCCGGGGCCGCGGCCGAGCCCGGGGCAGAGGCGGCCCAGGCGGAAGCUGCAGCGUUGACUGUGGAGGUGGAGCCCACCGAGGCCCCCCCAGCGGAGGUGGAGAGCGCUCCAUCACCUCCCAGUGCUCCUCUCGCUGCUGCCUCUCCUCCUCCCACCCCGCCGCCCACCCCGCCGCCCAGGGCAGCCACAGCUGCUCUUCCCCUGAGCCUGAAGAUGCACAAUGUUUACAUUGCAGCCCAAACCGCUGUACCUGCACCAAAGACCUGGAAGAAACCAAAAGACCGGACCCAAGCCACUGAGGAGGUGACAGAGGCAGAAACAGAGCUGAAGGAGGAGGAGGAACCUUCAGGGGACAAAGUACUUGAAUCUGAUCAGGAGAAAAUGAGCCAUGGGCUUCAGCCAGAGAGGGAACCCUCAGAGCUCAAAGCAGUGAAGAGCAUGGAGGAGAACGGGGAGCAGGAGGCAGAGCCGGUGCGGAACGGCGCCGAGAGCGUCUCGGAGGGCGAGGGCACCGACGGCACCUCCGGCUGCACGGAGAGCUCUGGGGAGGGCUCUGUGUACCAGUACAAACCAGAGCAGUGGAAGCCCCUGGACCCGGAGGGGAAGAAGCAGUACGACCGGGAAUUCCUGCUGGAUAUCCAGUUCAUGCCUGCCUGUAUCCAGAAGCCUGAGGGGCUGCCUCCCAUCAGCGACGUGGUGCUCGACAAGGUGAGAGGAGAGCCCAUAAAACAGGUCAGUCAGCCCAAGUUGCCGCUGAGGACUCUGGACCCCCGGAUCCUGCCACGAGGCCCCGACUUCACGCCAGCCUUUGCUGAUUUUGGGAGGCAAGCCCCUGGGGGAAGAAACGUGUCUGGAAGUGCCUGCAAAGUGCAGAGCACCCCUGGAUUGCCCUCCCUGGCUCGGUGCGGGCCCCCAUCAUGCCCUCUCUUGGUCUCGCCUCACCCACCAUUGAGGAACCUGCCGAUAGGGUUGUUGAAUGUUGGACCGAGGAGAUCUCAGCCAGGCCAGAGGAGGGAGCCCAGGAAGAUCAUCACUGUGUGUGUGAAGGAGGAUGUGCACCUGAAGAAGGCAGAGAACGCCUGGAAGCCGAGCCUGAAGAGGGAAAACCAAACAGAGGACCCAGAAAAUGUCAAAACCCAGGAGCUGUUCCGCAAGGUACGAAGCAUCUUGAACAAGCUGACGCCCCAGAUGUUCAACCAGCUGAUGAAGCAGGUGACAGACCUGACGGUGGACACGGAGGAGAGGCUGAAGGGAGUCAUCGACCUGGUCUUCGAGAAGGCCAUCGACGAGCCCAGCUUCUCCGUGGCCUACGCCAACAUGUGCCGCUGCCUGGUGACGCUGAAAGUGCCCAUGGCAGACAAACCUGGGAGCACAGUAAAUUUCCGUAAGUUGCUGUUAAAUCGCUGCCAGAAGGAAUUUGAAAAGGACAAGGCUGACGAUGAUGUCUUUGAAAAGAAGCAGAAAGAACUCGAAGCUGCCACCACUCCAGAGGAGAAGACACGGCUCCACGACGAGCUGGAAGAGGCCAAGGACAAAGCCCGGCGGAGAUCCAUCGGGAACAUCAAAUUCAUCGGCGAGCUUUUCAAGCUGAAGAUGCUGACAGAGGCCAUCAUGCACGACUGCGUGGUGAAGCUGCUGAAAAACCACGACGAGGAGUCCCUCGAGUGCCUUUGCCGCCUGCUCACAACCAUUGGCAAGGACCUGGACUUUGAGAAGGCAAAGCCCCGCAUGGACCAGUAUUUUAAUCAGAUGGAGAAGAUUGUGAAAGAGAGGAAAACCUCCUCAAGGAUUCGGUUCAUGCUUCAGGAUGUAAUAGACCUAAGGCUGUGCAACUGGGUGUCACGGAGAGCAGACCAGGGCCCCAAGACCAUCGAGCAGAUCCAUAAAGAAGCCAAGAUUGAAGAGCAGGAGGAACAGAGGAAGGUGCAACAACUCAUGACCAAAGACAAGAGGAGACCGGGUGUCCCGCGGGUGGACGAAGGCGGCUGGAACACUGUGCAGGGGGCAAAGAACAGCAGAGUGCUGGACCCCACCAAGUUCCUUAAAAUCACCAAGCCCACAAUAGAUGAGAAGAUUCAGCUCGUGCCUAAAGCCCAGUUGGGCAGCUGGGGGAAGGGCAGCAGUGGUGGAGCCAAGGCAAGCGAGAUGGGUAAGUCAGGAUGGACCCUCACCCUCGGCUUUGCUGCUGAAGAGCAGGUUUGGGGCAGUGAAGCCCUCGAGUCCCUUUCCUCACCUCUGAGCGGGUUUUUGUUUGGCAGUCGUGGGAGCACGGGCAGGGAGAAGAACGACAAACCUCUGCCACCUUCCCUGUCCCGGCCCAACACCUUCCUCCGGGGCAGCAGCAGCAAGGAGCUGCUGCUGGACAACCAGGCCCAGGAGGAGCAGCGCAGGGAGAUGCUGGAGACGGUGAAGCAGCUGACAGGGGCCAUGGAGAUGGACAGGAACAGCACCGAGGCCGAGAGGAACAAAGCCAAGGAACCUGCCAAGCCAGAAGUUCCCCCAGCUCCAGUGCAAGAAAAGCCUUCGCUAUCAGAAGAGGAAAUAGAGAGAAAAUGCAAAUCUAUCAUUGAUGAGUUCUUGCAUAUUAAUGAUUUUAAGGAGGCCAUGCAGUGCGUGGAGGAGCUGAGUGCCCAGAGCCUGCUGCCCGUGUUCGUGCGCGUGGGCGUGGAGUCCACGCUGGAGCGGAGUCAGAUCACCAGGGAUCACAUGGGCCAGUUGUUACAUCAGCUGGUGCACUCAGGAAAGCUGAGCAAGCAGGAUUUCUUCAAGGGUUUUUCUGAGACCCUGGAGAUGGCGGAUGACAUGGCCAUAGAUAUACCCCAUAUCUGGUUGUACCUGGCUGAGCUGGUGACCCCCAUGUUAAAAGAAGGAGGAAUCUCUAUGAGAGAACUUAUACAAGAAUUUAGCAAACCCUUGCUUCCUGUGGGAAGAGCCGGCGUCUUGCUUGCUGAAAUCUUGCACCUUCUAUGCAAACAAAUGAGCCAUAAGAAAGUGGGAGCCUUAUGGAGGGAGUCUGGCCUCAGUUGGAAGGACUACUUGCCCGAAGGGGAGGAUGUACAUACCUUUCUCAUGGAACAGAAGUUGGAGUUCACGGAGUCUGACUGUUCCAGUUCCUCAGAAGCACUUUCAGAGAAAGAACUGUCUGCAGAAGAGCUGAACAAGCAGCUGGAAAAACUCAUUGUUGAGGACAAGGCGAAUGAUGAACAAAUCUUUGAUUGGGUAGAGGCUAAUCUAGAUGAAAGCCAGAUGAGUUCACCUACAUUCCUUAGAGCUUUAAUGACAGCAGUUUGUAAAGCAGCUAUUAUAGCGGACUCUUCCAGCUUCCGAGUGGACACUGCUGUUAUCAAACAGAGAGUGCCCAUCUUACUCAAGUACCUGGACUCAGACACAGAGAAGGAACUACAAGCACUUUAUGCACUACAAGCAUCAAUAGUAAAACUUGAUCAACCUCCUAAUUUGUUGCGGAUGUUUUUUGAUUGCCUGUAUGACGAGGAGGUCAUUUCGGAGGAUGCCUUCUACAAGUGGGAAAGCAGCAAGGACCCGGCGGAGCAGAACGGCAAAGGAGUAGCGCUAAAAUCUGUCACGGCGUUCUUCACGUGGCUACGGGAGGCCGAAGAGGAGUCAGAGGAUAAUUAAAACUUAAAAUACAGAUUUAAAACAAACAAACAAAAAAGAAACAAUUUAAGUAUUUUUUUAAAAAGUUUCACGUCUUCGCCAAUCACAGUGCAGCAAGGCCAAUUCUCUCUCGCAGACCCCUUGCCCCACACACGCACGAGUGGGAGAGGUAAAACCCGAUAAACACCGAGGUGAUCAUGGAGGCAAAAAGGUACUUGAAAACAAACCCACAAAAGUAAACUUCAAACCUGAGGGCGGGAGCACUAAACCAAAAUACAUGUAUUAUUUAUAGAAAAUAUUUUCUGUUUUAAUCUUUUUCUUUUCUUUUUAAACAAGGACUCAUACUUAGGAAAACACACAGCAAAACAAAUCUGUUUAGCAAAAAGAAGUUGAAAACUUUUAAUUUAUUAUUUUAAGGACUGCAAAUGCCAGUGUAAUUUUUAAAUUUGCAGUUUCUGUAAACAAAUUGUAUAAUAGAACAAAAGCAGAGAAAUAAAUUUCCCUCCCCUUCAUACGCACCUCAGUUUUGUUUCAAAGCAUGAUAAAUCAACAAAACUUUGAAGGGGGUUGGGGUGAGCUAGAUGAGGACAAGAUCAAUUAUUUUUUUUUAUUAUCAUCAUAUUUUUCUGCCUGCCUCUCAGCUUGCUACAGAAAUUUAAAAAGAAAAUAGUAAUCAAACCAUACAUAACCUUGGAUCGGAAGAAAAAUGCAUUUGAGAAAACCGCUGCGGACCAGAGUGCUCCGAAAAUAACUCAUUGAAAACCGUGCUACCCCGGGGAAAAAAGUACUAGUGAUACUUUGAGAACCUUUAGAGCAACUUUAAGGCUUGUAAAUACAUAGAACAAAUAUUUAAAAAAAAAAAAAAAAAAAAAAAAAGAAAGAAAUUGAAUCAAUACUAUUUCUUUUCACUUUCAAAAUAUAAAGAACAAAAUAAAGACAAACAUUGCAAGUUUAAAAGAAAGUAAAACGACUUCUCCUUUGACAGCUGCUGAAUGUGUGCACCAUCCUGAGCGGUGCUGGCUUCCUUGGCAUGCCGUAGGUCCUCGGGCCCAAAUUGUGUACAUAUAGUGUGUGUCUGUAUGUGUGACUACCAAAAAUGAAGGGUGAGAGCAAUUGUUUAAAAAAAAGGAAAAAACAAAAAAAGGGGAUGCUGUUGUGCCGAGAAGCUCCCUGGCCAAGGAGCAGCCAGUGGCUGCGGGGCCGAGCGGGAGCAGUUGGUUCCCGAGGCUGGGACGUGACCUCAGGGCAGAUGGAGCCCGACCCCAGCCGGGUCUCUCCAGCCGUGUCUCUUGUGACUUGGAUCCGUGGGGACUUGUGACCCUGGCAGCUCCGGAGGCCGCAGCUGUGAGAGCCGAGAUCCGACAGCCCAGCGCCAGGAAGGGUGCAGGACGGAGGAGCGGCGCCGCCCGGCCCGCAGUGCCCGAGCACAGCCGGGGCACGGCCACAGCCGCGGGAGCCCUUCCCGUGCCCAGCGGGACCCGGGCUGCUGCUCCAGAGCCAGCUGCUGCUGAGGACGGGAAGGCCCUGGCGUGUCUCUGCAGCCACCCGAGAUGACCUGCUGGCUCUCACUGGAGAAGCACCUGCGUCAAGGACUCUGCAAAGCUGGGGAAGCCCUGAAAUGUGGUUUGUGAACUGUGGGCCAUGGACCGUGAGUAACCUGUGGAGCAUUUGCUGGGGGUGUCUGCAGCACUGACUGCUCACAUGAUGCUGUCUUUUUCUUUCCAGCUGCUAAAUCACUUCUUUAAAAAAAAAAAAAAAAAAACCACAACAACAAAAAAAAACAACAACAAAAAGAAACAAAAAAAAAAGGGAAGAAAGGCUACAAAUACAUUACUUUCCUAAUCUUACUUUUACAUGUGAACAAUUGCUGUACUUGCCUGAGGAUGUGAUUUGAUCACCACGGGGAAGGGAGGAGGUGCCUGGUUGUGGCCAGAGGGGAGAGGUCCAUGAGACACUUUCCCUGUUAACGUGUUCCACCCCGUGAAUCUGAGCUAGAGAAUCCAUGGCCUAAAACACUAGAGCAUUGUUUGGUUAUUUUUUUUUUUAGUAACAAUAAAACACUUUUCUCUGAUGUUUUGUUAAAAAAAAAGAAAAAAAAAGAAAAAAUA
Messenger RNA from Pyrgilauda ruficollis (rufous-necked snowfinch), 7442 nucleotides. It is a transcript of the gene EIF4G3, whose product is annotated as eukaryotic translation initiation factor 4 gamma 3. The record is from RefSeq and is a predicted model, not a curated record. The coding region runs from base 145 to 5355 and encodes 1736 amino acids. Lineage: Eukaryota; Metazoa; Chordata; Aves; Passeriformes; Passeridae. The transcript has 35 exons. Gene Ontology annotation, molecular function: translation initiation factor activity; mRNA binding; protein binding. Gene Ontology annotation, cellular component: eukaryotic translation initiation factor 4F complex.